AUGGACGACUGGCAAGAUGCCGCCUUCUCAUCACGACAUAUGCACAAUCGCAAUGGUCGCGGCAGCAAGUCCAAACAUACGGCCGCGUUCGACGUACGCAAAACAUUUGCAAGCUAUUCAGUCAAAUGUCCAGCAUGGCAGAAGGCCUUGAGCACUAACGAGGAUGCUCAACCGGAACAAGACGCAUCACUGGAACUGUAUCGUCUGACUGAAGGCGGCGAGGGUGUUAUUGGCCAACUAUCUUUACCGGGAGUGUUACAAGCGUCGGUCAUCUUAGCUGGCAGUCGUGACAGUCUUAGGCGGGCAAUUACAGAAGUGGAGCCAGUUGAAUCGAACGAAGAGGAUGAUGAAGAUGAAGAUGAUGACGAGGAAGAAGAGGAUAGCGAUAACAUUGAGCCUGAGUCUCCCGAAAGGAGUCGCUUCGAGACGUUCGAGAAGAACAGCUUCCGCUCACCAAAGUUCUGGUUUCGAUGGAGCGGCGAACCUACGAACUUUGCUCAAAGUGCGUCCAAAGAGGCUGGUGGUCACGAAACAGAACUAGGAUAUAUUGUCUUCUCUGGAAACGACUGUCGCAAGUUCAAAGGCACAAUUAACUGCACAAGUCUGAAGUGGAAGAACGUAGCCAUCACGGGUCACAAGCUCGUAGCACGAUCAACCUCUGAUGAACAAGUUACUUGGGGAGAGGCGGGAGUCCUGAUAUAG
Alternaria atra is the source of this 702-nucleotide messenger RNA. RefSeq lists its product as uncharacterized. Bases 1 to 702 code for a protein of 233 amino acids. The record is from RefSeq and is a predicted model, not a curated record. NCBI's taxonomy places the organism in Eukaryota, Fungi, Ascomycota, Dothideomycetes, Pleosporales, Pleosporaceae. The transcript has a single exon.